Molecule: messenger RNA, 6222 nt
Organism: Schistocerca nitens (vagrant locust)
Lineage: Eukaryota; Metazoa; Arthropoda; Insecta; Orthoptera; Acrididae
Exons: 7
Coding region: 1-6222 (2073 amino acids)
Biological process (GO): cell differentiation
Source: RefSeq, a predicted model, not a curated record
AUGAACGGCUGCGCAGGAACGGCUGCGCAGGAACGGCUGCGCAGUAACGGCUGCGCAGGAACGGCUGCGCAGGAACGGCUGCGCAGGAACGGCUGCGCAGGAACGGCUGCGCAGGAACGGCUGCGCAGGAACGGCUGCGCAGGAACGGCUGCGCAGGAACGGCUGCGCAGGAACGGCUGCGCAGGAACGGCUGCGCAGAAGCGGCUGCGCAGAAGCGGCUGCGCAGAAGCGGCUGCGCAGAAGCGGCUGCGCAGAAGCGGCUGCGCAGAAGCGGCUGCGCAGAAGCGGCUGCGCAGAAGCGGCUGCGCAGAAGCGGCUGCGCAGAAGCGGCUGCGCAGAAGCGGCUGCGCAGAAGCGGCUGCGCAGAAGCGGCUGCGCAGAAGAACGGCUGCGCAGGAACGGCUGCGCAGAAACGGCUGCGCAGAAACGGCUGCGCAGAAGCGGCUGCGCAGAAGCGGCUGCGCAGAAGCGGCUGCGCAGAAAUGGCUGCGCAGAAGCGGCUGCGCAGAAGCGGCUGCGCAGAAGCGGCUGCGCAGAAGCGGCUGCGCAGAAGCGGCUGCGCAGAAGCGGCUGCGCAGAAGCGGCUGCGCUGAAGCGGCUGCGCAGAAGCGGCUGCGCAGAAGCGGCUGCGCAGUAGCGGCUGCGCAGAAGCGGCUGCGCAGAAGCGGCUGCGCAGAAGCAGCUGCGCAGAAGCGGCUGCGCAGAAGCGGCUGCGCAGAAGCGGCUGCGCAGAAGCGGCUGCGCAGAAGCGGCUGCGCAGAAGCGGCUGCGCAGAAGCGGCUGCGCAGAAGCGGCUGCGCAGAAGCGGCUGCGCAGAAGCGGCUGCGCAGAAGCGGCUGCGCAGAAACGGCUAGGCAGAAACGGCUGCGCAGGAACAGCUGCGCAGGAACAGCUGCGCAGGAACAGCUGCGCAGGAACAGCUGCGCAGAAACGGCUGCGCAGAAACGGCUGCGCAGGAACGGCUGCUCAGGAACGGCUGCGCAGGAACGGCUGCGCAGGAACGGCUGCGCAGGAACGGCUGCGCAUAAACGGCUGCGCAGAAACGGCUGCGCCGAAACGGCUGCGCCGAAACGGCUGCGCCGAAACGGCUGCGCCGAAACGGCUGCGCCGAAACGGCUGCGCCGAAACGGCUGCGCAGAAACGGCUGCGCAGAAACGGCUGCGCCGAAACGGCUGCGCCGAAACAGCUGCGCCGAAACAGCUGCGCAGAAACAACUGCGCAGAAACAGCUGCGCAGAAACAGCUGCGCAGGAACAGCUGCGCAGAAACAGCUGCGCAGGAACAGCUGCGCAGAAACAGCUGCGCAGAAACAGCUGCGCAGAAACAGCUGCGCAGGAACAGCUGCGCAGAAGCAGCUGCGCAGAAGCAGCUGCGCAGAAGCAGCUGCGCAGAAGCAGCUGCGCAGAAGCAGCUGCGCAGAAGCAGCUGCGCAGAAGCAGCUGCGCAGAAGCAGCUGCGCAGAAGCAGCUGCGCAGGAACAGCUGCGCAGGAACAGCUGCGCAGAAGCAGCUGCGCAGGAACAGCUGCGCAGGAACAGCUGCGCAGGAACAGCUGUGCAGGAACAGCUGCGCAGGAACAGCUGCGCAGGAACAGCUGCGCAGGAACAGCUGCGCAGGAACUGCUGCGCAGAAACAGCUGCGCAGGAACAGCUGCGCAGGAACAGCUGCGCAGGAACAGCUGCGCAAAAACAGCUGCGCAGGAACAGCUGCGCAGGAACAGCUGCGCAGGAACAGCUGCGCAGAAACAGCUGCGCAGGAACAGCUGCGCAGAAACAGCAGCGCAGGAACAGCUGCGCAGAAACAGCUGCGCAGAAACAGCUGCGCAGAAACAGCUGCGCAGGAACAGCUGCGCAGGAACAGCUGCGCAGGAACAGCUGCGCUGGAACAGCUGCGCAGGAACAGCUGCGCAGGAACAGCUGCGCAGGAACAGCUGCGCAGAAACGGCUGCGCAAAACGGCUGCGCAGAAGCGGCUGCGCAGAAACGGCUGCGCAGAAACGGCUGCGCAGAAGCGGGUGCGCAGAAGCGGGUGCGCAGAAGCGGGUGCGCAGAAGCGGGUGCGCAGAAGCGGGUGCGCAGAGGCGGGUGCGCAGAGGCGGGUGCGCAGAAGCGGGUGCGCAGAAGCGGGUGCGCAGAAGCGGGUGCGCAGAAGCGGGUGCGCAGAAGCGGGUGCGCAGAAGCGGAAACAGCUGCGCAGAAACAGCUGCGCCGAAACAGCUGCGCCGAAACAGCUGCGCCGAAACAGCUGCGCAGAAACAGCUGCGCAGAAACAGCUAGGCAGGAACGGCUGCGCAGGAACGGCUGCGCAGGAACGGCUGCGCAGAAGCGGCUGCGCAGAAGCGGGUGCGCAGAAGCGGGUGCGCAGAAGCGGGUGCGCAGAAGCGGGUGCGCAGAAGCGGGUGCGCAGAAGCGGGUGAGCAGAAGCGGGUGCGCAGAAGCGGGUGCGCAGAAGCGGGUGCGCAGAAGCGGGUGCGCAGAAGCGGGUGCGCAGAAGCGGGUGCGCAGAAGCGGGUGCGCAGAGGCGGGUGCGCAGAGGCGGGUGCGCAGAGGCGGGUGCGCAGAAGCGGGUGCGCAGAAGCGGGUGCGCAGAAGCGGGUGCGCAGAAGCGGGUGCGCAGAAGCGGGUGCGCAGAAGCGGGUGCGCAGAAGCGGGUGCGCAGAAGCGGAAACGGCUGCGCAGAAACGGCUGCGCCGAAACGGCUGCGCCUAAACGGCUGCGCCGAAACGGCUGCGCCGAAACGGCUGCGCCGAAACGGCUGCGCAGAAACGGCUGCGCAGAAACUGCUGCACAGAAACGGCUGCGCAGGAACGGCUUCGCAGGAACGGCUGCGCAGGAACGGCUGCGCAGGAACGGCUGCGCAGGAACGGCUGCGCAGGAACGGCUUCGCAGGAACGGCUGCGCAGGAACGGCUGCGCAGGAACGGCUGCGCAGGAACGGCUGCGCAGGAACGGCUGCGCAGGAACGGCUGCGCAGGAACGGCUGCGCAGGAACGGCUGCGCAGGAACGGCUGCGCAGAAGCGGCUGCGCAGAAGCGGCUGCGCAGAAGCGGCUGCGCAGAAGCGGCUGCGCAGAAGCGGCUGCGCAGAAGCGGCUGCGCAGAAGCGGCUGCGCAGAAGCGGCUGCGCAGAAGCGGCUGCGCAGAAGCGGCUGCGCAGAAGCGGCUGCGCAGAAGCGGCUGCGCAGAAGCGGCUGCGCAGAAGCGGCUGCGCAGAAGCGGCUGCGCAGAAGCGGCUGCAAGCGGCUGCGCAGGAACAGCUGCAAAGGAACAGCUGCGCAGGAACAGCUGCGCAGGAACAGCUGCGCAGGAACAGCUGCGCAGAAACAGCUGCGCAGGAACAGCUGCGCAGGAACAGCUGCGCAGGAACAGCUGCACAGGAACAGCUGCGCAGGAACAACUGCGCAGGAACAGCUGCGCAGGAACAGCUGCGCAGGAACAGCUGCGCAGGAACAGCUGCGCAGAAACAGCUGCGCAGGAACAGCUGCGCAGGAACAGCUGCGCAGGAACAGCUGCGCAGGAACAGCUGCGCAGAAACAGCUGCGCAGGAACGGCUGCGCAGCAACGGCUGCGCAGGAACGGCUGCGCAGGAACGGCUGCGCAGGAACGGCUGCGCAGAAACGGCUGCGCAGGAACGGCUGCGCAGAAACGGCUGCGCAGAAACGGCUGCGCAGAAACGGCUGCGCAGAAACGGCUGCGCAGGAACGGCUGCGCAGGAACGGCUGCGCAGAAACGGCUGCGCAGGAACGGCUGCGCAGGAACGGCUGCGCAGGAACGGCUUCGCAGGAACGGCUGCGCAGGAACGGCUGCGCAGAAACGGCUGCGCAGGAACGGCUGCGCAGGAACGGCUGCGCAGGAACGGCUGCGCAGGAACGGCUGCGGAGGAACGGCUGCGCAGUAACGGCUGCGCAGGAACGGCUGCGCAGUAACGGCUGCGCAGGAACGGCUGCGCAGGAACGGCUGCGCAGGAACGGCUGCGCAGGAACGGCUGCGCAGAAACGGCUGCGCAGAAGCGGCUGCGCAGAAGCGGCUGCGCAGAAGCGGCUGCGCAGAAGCGGCUGCGCAGAAGCGGCUGCGCAGAAGCGGCUGCGCAGAAGCGGCUGCGCAGAAGCGGCUGCGCAGAAGCGGCUGCGCAGAAGCGGCUGCGCAGAAGCGGCUGCGCAGAAGCGGCUGCGCAGGAACGGCUGCGCAGGAACGGCUGCGCAGGAACGGCUGCGCAGGAACGGCUGCGCAGGAACGGCUGCGCAGGAACGGCUGCGCAGGAACGGCUGCGCAGGAACGGCUGCGCAGGAACGGCUGCGCAGGAACGGCUGCGCAGGAACGGCUGCGCAGGAACGGCUGCGCAGGAACGGCUGCGCAGGAACGGCUGCGCAGGAACGGCUGCGCAGGAACGGCUGCGCAGGAACGGCUGCGCACUGCGCAGAAGCGGCAGCGCAGAAGCGGCUGCGCAGAAGCGGCUGCGCAGAAGCGGCUGCGCAGAAGCGGCUGCGCAGAAGCGGCUGCGCAGAAGCGGCUGCGCAGAAGCGGCUGCGCAGAAGCGGCUGCGCAGAAGCGGCUGCGCAGAAGCGGCUGCGCAGAAGCGGCUGCGCAGGAACGGCUGCGCAGGAACGGCUGCGCAGGAACGGCUUCGCAGGAACGGCUGCGCAGAAACGGCUGCGCAGAAACGGCUGCGCAGGAACGGCUGCGCAGGAACGGCUGCGCAGGAACGGCUGCGCACGAACGGCUGCGCAGGAACGGCUGCGCAGGAACGGCUGCGCAGGAACGGCUGCGCAGGAACGGCUGCGCAGGAACGGCUGCGCAGUAACGGCUGCGCAGGAACGGCUGCGCAGAAACGGCUGCGCAGGAACGGCUGCGCAGGAACGGCUGCGCAGAAACGGCUGCGCAGAAACGGCUGCGCAGAAACGGCUGCGCAGAAACGGCUGCGCACAAACGGCUGCGCAGAAGCGGCUGCGCAGAAGCGGCUGCGCAGAAGCGGCUGCGCAGAAGCGGCUGCGCAGAAGCGGCUGCGCAGAAACGGCUGCGCAGAAGCGGCUGCGCAGAAGCGGCUGCGCGGAAGCGGCUGCGCGGAAGCGGCUGCGCGGAAGCGGCUGCGCGGAAGCGGCUGCGCGGAAGCGGCUGCGCGGAAGCGGCUGCGCGGAAGCGGCUGCGCGGAAGCGGCUGCGCGGAAGCGGCUGCGCGGAAGCGGCUGCGCGGAAACGGCUGCGCGGAAACGGCUGCGCGGAAACGGCUGCGCGGGAACGGCUGCGCGGGAACGGCUGCGCAGGAACGGCUGCGCAUAAACGGCUGCGCAGAAACGGCUGCGCAGAAACGGCUGCGCAGAAACGGCUGCGCAGAAACGGCUGCGCAGGAACAGCUGCGCAGGAACAGCUGCGCAGGAACAGCUGCGCAGGAACAGCUGCGCAGAAACAGCUGCGCAGGAACAGCUGCGCAGGAACAGCUGCGCAGGAACAGCUGCGCAGGAACAGCUGCGCAGGAACAGCUGCGCAGGAACAGCUGCGCAGAAACAGCUGCGCAGAAACAGCUGCGCAGGAACAGCUGCGCAGGAACAGCUGCGCAGGAACAGGUGCGCAGGAACUGCUGCGCAGGAACUGCUGCGCAGGAACUGCUGCGCAGGAACGGCUGCGCAGGAACGGCUGCGCAGGAACGGCUGCGCAGGAACGUCUGCGCAGGAACGGCUGCGCAGGAACGGCUGCGCAGGAACGGCUGCGCAGGAACGGCUGCGCAGGAACGGCUGCGCAGGAACGGCUGCGCAGAAACGGCUGCGCAGUAACGGCUGCGCAGGAACGGCUGCGCAGGAACGGCUGCGCAGGAACGGCUGCGCAGGAACGGCUGCGCAGGAGCGGCUGCGCAGAAGCGGCUGCGCAGAAGCGGCUGCGCAGAAGCGGCUGCGCAGAAGCGGCUGCGCAGAAGCGGCUGCGCAGAAGCGGCUGCGCAGAAGCGGCUGCGCAGAAGCGGCUGCGCAGAAGCGGCUGCGCAGAAGCGGCUGCGCAGAAGCGGCUGCGCAGAAGCGGCUGCGCAGAAGCGGCUGCGCAGAAGCGGCUGCGCAGAAGCGGCUGCGCAGAAGCGGCUGCGCAGAAGCGGCUGCGCAGAAGCGGCUGCGCAGAAGCGGCUGCGCAGAAGCGGCUGCGCAGAAGCGGCUGCGCAGAAGCGGCUGCGCAGAAACGGCUGCGCAGAAACGGCUGCGCAGAAACGGCUAGGCAGAAACGGCUGCGCAGAAACGGCUGCGCAUAA